AUGGCCAGAUAUUCGAAGAGAUGCGAGGGAGAGAGCGCAAGGAUCUCGUCUGAGAUCCUGGACGAAAGGGGAAUGGAUUCGAAGAAGCGAGAGGAUCUUGAGUCUUCUUGCAUAUACGGGUACUUCGAGGACGAUGAAGGGAGGUGGCAUAUCCGCUUCAACUUCGACACGGUUAAUAGCUUAUUCGAACGCAAGACGGCACUCAUGCGAGCUGCGCUGGCUCGCAAACGCUACUUUCUCACUACAGAAGAUCUGAAGCGAAUCGAGGUGAUUAAGAACUCUCGCGAUCGCAAUCGGAUCCAAGGCCCUGCCGACAACACGGAAGCUACCGCAAAAGUCGCCGAUGCCAUCAAGCGAUGGAACCAAGAUAGUGAAGGGAGGAAGAAACUGGUGAUUCCUUUGAAACACCAGUACACUCAAGACAGCUUGUCAUAUGACACGCUUCGUGGGAAGGACAUAGCGACCGUCGAGGUCUUCCUCCAAGCAGCUAAGACCUGCAACGCCCCUGCCGUCCACAUCUUCCUAGGAAUGCUACAGAAGUUCGAAGAGCGGAACGUGGACCUUGGAGAUACCGAAUUCCGCACCUCAUAUUCCCUGAGCAACAUCUACAAACUACAUGGAUAUUCAGGCGCCUACAAAAGAAUUGAAGUUGAGAGGGAGGAGCUGAUUCCUGAAACGGCUCUCGACGGCCGGGAGUGGCAAAAAGAAGAUGAGCGCUUUACCCGGAACGAAGGGAUGGUGGAAGAGCGCUGGUACCACCAUGCUGCUCUCGUGAUCUGGCCGCACGCCAGGCAUUGGGAGAUAGCUUGCACCAACGACCCAGAAACGGUUUUGAAGGUGUUCAUCCGAGAGUACUACGGCCCACGGAGCUUCAACAAUCGCUGCUUUGUGGAGCAUCUCGCGGCCCGCUUCGGUUGGAGAGCCCUGGCGCCGGCUUUCAUCGACUGGCUGGUUCGAGAGUUCGCCGGCAAUGAGUAUGCACGGAAGGAUUGCUUCCAGGUGCUGCUUCAGAUAAGCAACACCGUUUCAGAAGAGCAGACAAACACGACAAAAGAGCUCUCGACUAAGAAAGAUGAACGGGAGCUGUCCGCCAGUGCCGGGCAAAGUCAAGGAAACGGAGAAACCCUCAGAGACGAGCAAGAGAGAUUGGCUGUGAGCGGCGAGGCCUUGGCAGCAGUGGUCAGUGCCGUGUGCUCGAAGUGGUCGGAAGGAUCUUACGGACUGACUCGUCUGAUAGACCUCUUGUCCGAGGACUACUUCCAACAAGUCCUGGAUCGCUUUGGGUGGACACCCUGGACGCCCGCGAUCGACUGCCUCAUCGGACCAAGCCUUAAGUCGCUGCACUGCUGGGGCUUCGACGGCGAGGCUUUGAAGAGUUUGGUCGCGCAUUUCGUGGCCCAUCCGCGGCUCUAUGACCUAGAGAAGACUCUCGUGCCGACUCUAACGGAGCUCCGGGCCUGGCUCAAAGAACGCAAAGAGGCAACGCCCGCCUGGUUCAUGGAGCUGUGCCAAGGCUGUCUCGAAGCGCUCGAAAAGCGCUGCAGCGAACCUCCGCUGGGGGCGCGCGAUUGGGCGGCGCGUGUGGACUGCGAUUGCGGCUGCCGGCAUUGCAGGCAGCUGGUCGACUUCUGCGCAGAUCCGGUGGAGACAGAACUCCUCGCCUUUGGCGGGCUGGGUCCGGAAGCAAAGGCGCACGUGAUCGCCUCCAUCCAGCGGUAA
Klebsormidium nitens is the source of this 1719-nucleotide messenger RNA. The record is from the annotation of a GenBank genome assembly. Lineage: Eukaryota; Viridiplantae; Streptophyta; Klebsormidiophyceae; Klebsormidiales; Klebsormidiaceae.